AUGAGUGUGACUAGUGAAGAAGUUAACUAUUUAAUCUGGAGGUAUCUCCAAGAGUCUGGGAAGGAAGUCACCGCUUUGGCCUUGCAAGAAGAAUCGCGAGUUUUGGAGUUUGAUCACCGGUUUGGAGAACACAUUCCAAUUGGGGCUUUGGUGAGUUUCGUUCAAAAGGGCAUCUUGUACACGGAAUCGGAGCUAUUGGUGCGCUAUGAUCGUGAUAUUGCACCUGUGGAUGUGGAGCAUAGCGCCAGGGAUUUCAAUUUGGUUCAAGCGCUUGAGAUUGAUAGUGAUAGAGUGCCGCAGAUUCGAGGCAAGCACCGGUUUGAGUUAGCCGACGAAAGUUCAGUAUCAUCAAAUCACAAUGGAGUAUCUGAAGAGCUGGUAAACGGCACGCGAGUAAGCGAAUCUCUUUCCGGCGAUUCCUCGAAAUUUAUUAAAACAUUACAUGAAACCCUCAAACUUCCACAGAGUUCAGUGAGCCGAUGGAACCCUACGAACGGUUUAGUAUUAGCCUAUGGUGGUACAAGUGCAGCUGCCACUAUUGUCAAUUUUUCGCAGCAGAACCCAGGAAGUCUUACAAUCGACCAAGAAUUUAAGUGCCAGCAUCCUUCAACGUCGACCUUCGAGGGCUCAAGUUGUAUUACGUGUCUUGAAUGGUCCCCAAAUGGACGAAGUCUCGCCACGGGUAUAGAAAGUGGUGAAGUACGGCUAUGGACUAUCGACGGAAAGUUGCAGAACGUAUUUCAAUUCCACAAGUCCUGCAUAACUACUAUUAAAUGGAAUCAAGACUCAAUACAUUUUUUGACAUGCGAUACUGAUGAUGUAGCCACAGUUUGGAAUUCAUUGACUGGGACGGCAUUACAGCAAUUCUCACCAAAGGAGACAGGAAUGUUGGAAUCUCUCGGUGUUGACGCUGAGUGGGUUGGUCCGGACAAAUUCGUAAUUCCAGGUGCGCAGGGAAGCAUAAUGCUAUGUGAAAUGGGGGAAAGUCGUCCUCUUGGAAAACUGAAUGGACAUACAAAAACACUCACUGCGUUCGAUUACCAGCCCGACACAAAGAUGCUGGUCACAGCUUCCGAUGACAAGACGCUGCGAGUAUGGCGCAGCGGUAAUCUAAACUCGUCCAAUUGUUUCGUAGGCAACUCUCAAAGUGUCACAAGCGCUAUGUGGCUUGACGAGGACCGUAUAAUCUCCACGUCCAUUGACGGUACCAUGCGGGUGUGGUCCCAAUCCAUAAACUCGUUAUUAGGUCUUUCGAUGGUUGACGAAGUUCCUAUUUUUUGUGGUUCUCUAUCGCCAGACAAGCAAAAGUUUGCCGUUGGUAAAAUGGAUGGUGAAAUUAGCUUGUACCAUACCGAAAAGAUUCUAGAGGUCAUCAGAAAUACACCUCAAGCCCAUCUUCCGGCCUCCAUACCAGUCGACGGAGACUACCAACCCAAUACAGAGGGCAAUUGCAUCACAGAUUUGGCAUGGGACUCCUCUAGUACCUAUCUCUCGAUAUCAUACUCAGCGAGCGAAACCGCUGUAGUCUAUGUGGGCUGA
Molecule: messenger RNA, 1539 nt
Organism: Lachancea nothofagi CBS 11611
Lineage: Eukaryota; Fungi; Ascomycota; Saccharomycetes; Saccharomycetales; Saccharomycetaceae
Source: the annotation of a GenBank genome assembly